Molecule: messenger RNA, 402 nt
Organism: Trichoderma harzianum CBS 226.95
Lineage: Eukaryota; Fungi; Ascomycota; Sordariomycetes; Hypocreales; Hypocreaceae
Exons: 2
Source: RefSeq, a predicted model, not a curated record
UUGCCAUUCAAUUUCCCGGUUGACGUGUCACAACCUCUUGAAUUGGCUCAUCCCCCUCCUGCAUCUAUCUUGUUCCUGUGGCAGACAUAUCUCGAUGUGGUUGACCCUCUAAUCAAGAUUUUUCACGUUCCCUCUAUCCAAAGACAGGUUAUGAGUAUCAGCCAAGGCCGAAAGAUUCCAGAUGCGGAUACGGAAUGUUUAUUGUUUGCAAUCUAUUAUUCCACAGUAAUAGCUAUUCCAGCAGCGGAAUGCCGUCAAGAACUUCACGAAGAAAGACCCGUCUUGUUGCAACGGUUUCGCAAUGGGGUUGAGGAAUCGCUAAGACGAAUUAAUUUCUGGAGCUCCCGGAACAUAACCGCCUUACAAGCAUUCUUGCUAUACCUGGUGAUUAUCAUCUCUUGA